Molecule: messenger RNA, 1770 nt
Organism: Xenopus tropicalis (tropical clawed frog)
Lineage: Eukaryota; Metazoa; Chordata; Amphibia; Anura; Pipidae
Source: RefSeq, a predicted model, not a curated record
CUUGAAUUUACGCUAAAUGCCCACACUUAAAUUAAAUGCCAAUCGUCCCAAUGAUAUUACAGAGCAACAUUAACCAGGGCUUACUAAAUUCCAACCCAUCAGAACGAUAGUCUGUCAUGUGACUUCUGGUUGCUGCGGCGACGCGUUUCAGUUGUCAUGGUGAUAGAACAUGGAGUACACGGGUAGUGAGUAUAAGGGAGAGCGAUUGCAUGGAAGGCUGGAAGGAAAAGGAGAGUACAUUCUCCCAACUGAGACUCGUUAUGAGGGAGAAAUGAAAGAUGGCAUGUUUCAUGGGCAAGGAACACUGUUUUUUCCAAAUGGAAGCAAAUAUGUUGCCCUCUGGGACCAUGGUAUUGCUCUACAGGGGAAAUACACAUUCGCAGAUGGACUUGAGUAUGAUAAAGAGGACUGGAGAUACUGUGAUCAGUAUGACAGGAGAUUUUAUACUGAAAUAUGUGAUGGUCUGAAACCUGCAGGUCGCUCCCAGCUUACAGAUCUGGAUCCUCCACGAAAAAUCCCAGACGGUUGUUAUGAUUGUGGGGAUGGAUUCUAUAACCCACUGACUCGGGUUGUGAAUGACUAUCAGCACAAAUUCUUAAGAAAUGCUGAUGAUGAUGAACAUGAAUGGAUUAUACAGAAAUGUCGGAAAGGAUGGGAUGAAACUACAGGAUACAGACCAAAACAAUCACAGUCUACCAAAACGUAGUAGAAGACCAAAAUAUGUUAAAUCCAUAUAUUUCAGUGACAGUCAUUCAAAUAGUACCUAGAAAUAAACAAUACUAUAAAAAGGUUUAUGCAUUUUUAUCUAGAUUUAUAGGGACUGCUUACACCAUAUUUGAAUAGUUUAUAAAAGGGGUCAUUUAUGAGUGCAAGCUCAACUGGGUAAAUUUCCCUGCAGUCAGUUGUGUGUAAAACCCCAUGUGGCAAAAUAUGCUUUUUGCACCAUAAUUUUGCACAAUGGGAGAAAUAAUGGCAAUUGCACUCAGCAUCACUUGCAUCCUAAAUGACCCCUAUAAUAUUUUGUUUGGGUGACUAUUACAAGGUAUAAAUCCUAUGACCUAAAAAGAUACUCACCUAAUGGGCAAAUUACAACUUUUUGGUUGUUUGGUGUAAAAGUAAAAAGUUUUUGAACCUCCAGAAGCUCCCCUAUCAGUCAUUACCAGGGGCGGGCCAAGCGGACCGGGCGCCCUAGGCAACCCGGUCAGCCAACUCCACCCACCUCCCCGCCCCUCCGAACGGCGCAUGCGCGCCAAAGCACAGGAGGAGGUGCAGGGGGGGGCGGUGCGAUUAGAUUGCUCAUUGCCUCCUCCGCUAAUGACAAGCGGCGGAGGCAAUGACAAAGUAGCACUAGGGGUAGACAGGAGAGGCUCCUGCCUGGCGCCCCUCAAUCGUUGCGCCCUAGGCAGCUGCCUCUUCUGCCUACCCCUAGUUCCGGCCCUGGUCAUUACUAUGGUAACCGGCCGCUCUUCUGACUGCAGAAGUGUAUAGCAUUGGUAGCAGGCAGAUAUAUAUUUUUCAAUAAGUGAAAAAAAUCUUUUAAUUCAGGUCAAUUUUAUUUAGUACACAAAUCGGACAUUUACAUUGCACAACAUUUAAAGAAUAUUUAACAAAACAGACAUAUGCUUUUAAAAAGUGCCAACACGUUUUCUUUUCUUUUUUUUUUUUAUAAAUAAAUAAUACAUUUGGGGUAUUCUUCAUUUUACUUACAUUGAUGCUAAGAAAGAGAUGUUUAACAGCAACUCACAAGAAUAAAUUUGAUCAUUUAAGAAA